Molecule: messenger RNA, 1092 nt
Organism: Diachasmimorpha longicaudata
Lineage: Eukaryota; Metazoa; Arthropoda; Insecta; Hymenoptera; Braconidae
Gene: CIAPIN1
Product: anamorsin homolog
Exons: 5
Coding region: 143-967 (274 amino acids)
Biological process (GO): iron-sulfur cluster assembly
Cellular component (GO): cytoplasm
Molecular function (GO): iron-sulfur cluster binding
Source: RefSeq, a predicted model, not a curated record
UCUGGAGGGCACUGAGACCCUAACCUAACCUGCUUGAUCCCUACGUUCGCCGACAAAAACACUUGCAGAUCCACUGGCCCUUUGUUCAAUUAUCAAUAAUUAAUUACUCCAGGGAAAGAGUGACGUGCAGCUCAACUAAAUAAUGUUCGACUUCGUCAAGAAGGACGACAAGGUCCUGGUGUUGUUGAACCACAAAGUGAACGUGGCUGACUUUCCCCAGUCUCUUUCAGAGGUUAACAAUGGUGAAGUUAAGGUGAUGAAAUCUGCCGACUCGAAGACACUUACGAACGAUUGCUCCUUCAACUGGGUCCUCACGUUCGAUGCUCACGAGCAGACGGACCUCAUUGAUCUGCUGAAAGUAGUCGCCCCAGGGGGAUCCAUUGUUUUGCAUAAAUUAAUUGCCAAUUCCACGGAUAAUGAGGCGGACAAACUGUUCUCUGAUGAGAUUUCAGCUCUCAGAGUCAGUGGAUUUAGAUUCAAAGAGUGCAGAGUCAGUCCUCUGACGUCAACGUGGAGGAUUAAAGGUCUUCUUGGUGAUGACUACCAGGAUGACGCGAGGAUUUGUCAGAUUAUUGGAGAAAAGCCUUCAUACAAGAUAGGAUCCUCAGUGGCCCUGUCCUUUGCAAAAGAACCACAAAACGUUUGGAAGCUCGAUGAUGCCGUUGAGGAUGACCUCAUUGACGAGGACGAUUUACUGGAUGAAGAGGACCUGAAGAAACCUACGGAAUCGUCGCUCAGGGUUUGUGGAACAACUGGCAAACGUAAAGCCUGCAAAGAUUGUUCCUGCGGCCUUGCGGAAGAAUUAAAUGGAGAAGCUGCAAAGGAGAAAACCGAAAAAUCGUCUUGUGGAAAUUGCUACCUAGGAGACGCAUUCCGCUGCGCAAGCUGUCCUUAUAUCGGAAUGCCAGCCUUCAAGCCAGGCGAAAAGGUCGUCCUUCCCUCGUCACAAUUGGCUGCCGAUCAAUAAUCCAAUCGCUUAACUAUUCCAAAACCACAUGUGUUGUGUUAUUCAAAAUUGGAAAUAAUCUUUGAACACAAAUCACUUUAUGGUGUAAUAUUUUUUGUUUGUAAUAAAUUAUCUGCAAAAAUUUA